AACACUCUCUAACCUCUUCAGAAUCAUCCAAUCCAAGUGUCGGCUGUUUCCUGUUUGGACACAAACCAAGAAAUCACUGCUGACCAAUAACUCACCCACCACCAAAUUUCAAAUUCAAUUCAAUUCAAUUCAAUGCUUCUUCCCUUUCUCCCACAUUCAUGCAUUAACUCGCCCCCCUCUUUUAUUUCUGCACCGCCCUCUUUGCUGCACUCCCCAUUUUCUUCACCUUCACUGCCCCUCAGCCUUGUUUCCAUCAUUUCUCCGUCGUCUCCGGGCAGAUUGGCAAAUGGAUGGUGACAGAAAGCUCUUUACAUUGGCUGAAGUCUCUCAGCACAAUAACCGCAAGGACUGUUGGUUGAUCAUCAAUGGCAAGGUUUACAAUGUAACCGAAUUCUUGGAAGACCAUCCGGGUGGUGACGAGGUGUUGUUGUCUGGCACUGGUAAGGAUGCAACUGAUGAUUUUGAAGAUGUGGGUCAUAGUGAGAGUGCAAGAGAAAUGAUGAGCAAAUACUCUGUUGGAGAGAUCGAUAUCUCGACGAUCCCAGAACGGUCAACAUACACAACUUCAAAGCAGCCUCAUUACAAUCAAGAUAAGACAACCGAGUUCAUCAUCAAACUCCUCCAGUUCUUGGUUCCUCUUGCAAUCUUAGGUUUGGCGGUCGGUAUCCGCUUUUACAGCAAAUCAACCUGAGGUUCUGGUUGAGACAUUAGGUGGUUUAGUCUUAUGAUCAAUUACCAACUGCUGCAUUGUGUUUGUGAUACUUAGAAUUUUUCUAGUUUGAUGCUCUACUUUUUCUUCAUUUUUUUCCUUCCGUCUUUUAAAUUCUAGUUCUGUUAUCUGACUGGUAAAGUAAAUGUUAUUUUAGUUAAAUAAAAAGAGUUGUUUGUAAU
Molecule: messenger RNA, 891 nt
Organism: Benincasa hispida (wax gourd)
Lineage: Eukaryota; Viridiplantae; Streptophyta; Magnoliopsida; Cucurbitales; Cucurbitaceae
Product: cytochrome b5-like
Cellular component (GO): endoplasmic reticulum; membrane
Molecular function (GO): heme binding
Source: RefSeq, a predicted model, not a curated record